Messenger RNA from Drosophila eugracilis, 1153 nucleotides. RefSeq lists its product as uncharacterized. Gene Ontology annotation, cellular component: ciliary membrane; Golgi apparatus. Gene Ontology annotation, biological process: negative regulation of smoothened signaling pathway. NCBI's taxonomy places the organism in Eukaryota, Metazoa, Arthropoda, Insecta, Diptera, Drosophilidae. The record is from RefSeq and is a predicted model, not a curated record. Bases 74 to 580 code for a protein of 168 amino acids. The transcript has 2 exons.
UUAGUGUAUUUUUAGCAGCAGAAAGAAAAGGCAAAACAAAAUAAGCGAAUAAAAACACAAAUUCCGAAUUAUAAUGGAUAAACUAACGACAAUAAGUGCAACACUUUUCAUGGCAGCCGAUGUGUUUGCUAUUGUGAGUCUGGCCCUGCCGGAUUGGAUAAUUACGGAGUCCGGAACGGGUGACAUUCGGUUGGGCUUAAUGUGGACCUGCAUGACUCUGUAUAAUCGACCCCAGGUGUGCUACACUCCCGAUCUGCAACCGGAAUGGCUGAUUGCUUUGAUCUGCAUAUUCGUGGGCUGCAUCUGCGUUACCACCACCGUAAUUUUACUAGCCUCAUCCUCCUGCAACCGGAAUGUUAUUCCCUAUGCCCGCUGGGUGGGCUUUACGGCCAUGGUGCUGUUCUGCAUGGCAGCUGUUGUCUUUCCUCUAGGAUUCCACGUAGAGGAAAUUGGAGGGCAGGCCUAUCAGCUGCCCAAUACCUUCAAGAUCGGCAUAUCCUACAUCAUGUUCGUUUUGGCACUCUGGAUAACCGUGGUCUCCGAACUAUUUGCCGGCAAGGUGUGUCUGCCGCAUUUCUAGAGACGAGACGUGGGCAUUGCUAGAUUCCUGAUUUCCUUUGCAGUUUGCUCUGUGAUUUGUUAUACAUUUUGUUUUUCCCUGAUUUUUCUAGCCCUUAAACCAUAGAGUCAAAUUGUAGCUCUAUAUCUUAGUUAUAAGUGUGUAUCUCGCAUCCGAGCUGGAAACUCGAAAAUAACUGUCGCGAACGAAUCUCAAAACUUAUUAUUUUGCUAAACUGAAGUACCUAUCGAAUCUUUUUGUGUUUCUAAAACCCAUUUUAUCUUAACUAAAAGAUAAUUCUUAGUUGAUGUAAUGCAGUAUUUCAGCUCAAAUAUCAAGAUCUUGUGUAUCGAUUAAUUUUCAUAAUUAAGGUUAGUUUUAAGGCCAUUUACUUAGUACAAUUUUGUUAUAUGAAUAUACAUUUAGUAAUUUAAAAGAAGAAAAAGUGUUUUUGUGUGCCAAUUUGUCAUAUCAGGAAUCAAAUUUUCCCUAGAUCAGAUUGCAUUUAUAUUUAGAUUGGAAGUCUUAAAUUACCAACUUUUAAUUGUAAAAGAAUUUUUGUAUAACACUUGAUUAAAAUUUAUCUAUAAUGUU